UGAUCAAAUCGAAGAGCGAUUCGCCGAUUUCCCACCAGAGCAGUUGGAACUUAUGAAUAGUCCAUCUCUGGAAGAAGAAUUCGAUAAAAGCUUUCCCGAGUACGCAGGCUCAGAUUACCCUGCUCCAGAAAAAACCCCGGGCGCAUUUGGAAUUCAAGCCUGCCCUUGGAACUACUCAUAGAAUGAGCAUUGCCCGACCAACAUGGAGUCAUUGAAUUCUCUGAAAACGAAUGGCCUAGAACAGACAGACGACUUCGCCUCCGAGGCAUUUUUCAACCAGAACACCCUCGAGCAGAUUCAGCAGCUGGAUACCAAUACCGCUCUCAAUGCUGCAGCGAAUGUCGUCCUUCCAACAAAAGCCACCACCCUCGAUCAGCUUCAGCGAAGAUGGUUUUGCGGCUUUUCGGAACGAGUGGCUUGGUCUAGACUUGGGCAUGUCGCCAGCAUUUCAGAAGAUGGUUCAUCUGUCCGCGUGGAAUGCUUGCGUUACAACUACGAGGCUAAGUCGUGGGAGCUAGACGAGAAGAUCGUUCUGCCAACGCUGUUCGAGGACGCAGUUGGGCUUCUUUUCAGUGGUCAUGGACAGGACCUCGCCAUUGUCGAUGCCAAAGGUCGCUUGUUCAUCUACCAAUGUUCCCAUAUCGCCGUUAACCGCUUCGUCCUCUCCAAACCAGGAGACCUCGAUGAGGUGACCGAUGCUUCCCAAAUCAUCGGAAUGGCAUGGUUGAACCAAGAUCGACACGACCGAGCGAGGAAUAUAGUUACCCAUGCUACCAAGAGUGACACCAGAUGGUUGCACACAAACGUUCGAGCGAAACCACUCGGUCCAUUCUUCCCGCACGGUCUUGUGGCUGUCCAUCAUUCCGGUACCGUUGGACUCUGGUAUUUGGGCAACGACGGCCAAUAUAUCAGAGUUACCCAGAAUCUCAACGUCAUGAAUGACACGCUAUAUAGUCACGCCAGCCUUUCUCUCAGUGCCAAUAACAGAAUGAUGAUCGCGCUGCAUUCCAUCCAUGGGGAGAUAUCUGUCUGCUUGAUGUCAAUCGCAUGGCCUGCCUCCACAUCCAACGAAAAAGAGUUGCCGAGUGUGAACUUCAACUUUAUUCCAAGCAAGGUACAGGCUAGUCCAGUCGGAUCAGCAGCCAUGACUGAUGUCUAUGACCCUAACUCAUGGCGUUUGAGCCACCUUGAAUUGACACAAAGUCCUGAAAUCGAGAACCAGCCAUCGGGUCCGGUAGCAGUAGUUGCGGUAUUCACAGGAAUCAACAAAGCGCACAGCAUUACUGACCCUGGGGCACUCACUGGAAGCAUGAUUAGGAGGUGGUCCAUCACUCCCGUCCAACGGAAUUUGCAUCCUCUUUUCGAAAGCCUGCCCUCCAAAGGUACUGGCAAAAGUGAACCGACGUCAGUUCUCGCUCUACGAGCCCAGUCAGAGAAGAUCGAACAGGCGAUCGUAACAAUACAUCAUGUCGACGGCCUCCAGGCAUAUGUUGUCACUACCACUGAGAACCGUACCGAUUUCCUCAGUUCCGAAGACUUUUCUCCUCUCUCGUACGCCGCUUCGGUUGCAGAAACUACAUCGAUGGCCCAAUCGGGCUUCACGUAUCCUUUUACAGACAUGAAAUGUCCGGCUUUCUCAAUCAAUGCUUGCGUGAGAGCUGAUGUCGGUCAUGACGACAAAACUGAGAUCGCGGCUCUAGAAUACCAAAUCCAAGGCCCGGUCCAACAGCCGCUCGACUUGAAUGUUGACGCGGCAGUUGCUUCAUUGAAUCUGGCCUUUGCAAGAGCAUGCUGGAGCAAUGCCAGCAUAGAUGACGUGAUCAUGUGCGCCCAGCACUCUAUUCCUCAAGACGUGCUCCCCACCGUCGUCGUUGGCAUGUACCGUACUCUCUUCAGAGAUACGGAGUUCAUUAAUGAAAAGACGCAAAACUCGGAGCUGGAGCGGAUAUUUCAUAAGCAGGUCAUGGGGCGGGUUAUGGCUUAUCAUGCCAUGCUUGUAGCCUACUGCCCUCAACUACCUUCAAUCGCAUCUAGUGGCGGGCAUGUCGGCGGCUGGUCCCUCGCCGCUCAAUGGGCCUGGGUGGCAAGCAACAUCCGCCACACUGCGACGUUGCUCUUUAUGAAUUUACGCGACGUUGCGCAUGCCACCGCCACCAUGUCCCAGGACUACUCCGACAUGCUGUGUCUAAACAUCCGGUGGGGUCUGGCCGUGAUACGAUGGAUCGUGAGUACAAUCCUGGAGAUCAGCGAUCGCGAGACGAACCCGGAAAUGUUCGAUGGAAAGUCCGGGACUCUAGGUGACGUGAACGGUGACGGCACCCAAGGGCUGGUGGCAUUGUUGCUCAACAUCCACUGCUCGCGAGUGUUCCUCGUCGCCUUCAUCCGUGCAGUCAGGGCGUAUGCCAAAAGCGCCGAGCCCAAGACCAGGCAUCAGCUGCAGGUUUUGCAGACGAUCCAGGCCCAUACUACCGGCAAAGGAAUCACCUUUCCCGCGAUCGAAGCGAUCCUCGAGUACCGCUGGACCGCGCAGGGUGACGUUGACGGCGACAUUGCCGCCACGACGAUGCGACAGCUCGAGAUGAUGGCCACCGGUGUCGUGCCGGAAUCGUACCAGGGGACGAUCAAGAUACUGCUGACGAAGCUGUUCAACAGCCCGGCCGGGUUGCGCGCGAAGAACCUGAUCGACAGGUUGAAGCUGUUCACGGAUCGCAUCGAUCUGGACUACAUCUUCCUCAACCGCGAUGUCCUCGGAAGGAGUCAAGGUCACUCGCAGCAGGGGAGGGUCAUCUACGACGUCCACAGGAAAAGGCCCAUCACCAAGGGUGUGACGGAGCCGGGUGAGCCGCCCGGAAACUUGAUCGUCAGACGCUGCUUGAGGUGUGGGAGUUUCAGCGCCGACAUCGUGGUCCCUCCACCCGACUGGGCGAGCAAGACCGUGGCUUCACUGCUUGCCAAGUGUGUCUGUGACGGUAACUGGAUCAUUGUACCUUGGAAACAGUAAAGCGAGAUCUUGAAAAAAGAAAUGAGGUACAAAAGGGCUCACGAAGUUUUCCGAGAAACAGGGCUUGCAGGGUCGAGCUAGACUUUUCCACUGAGGGAGAUCUACGUUUUCAUAUUGUCUUGGGGGGUCAUGCGUUGGAGGACCUUACCGUCACACAUACACACAUACAUAAGUCACUCAUUGGCGACAGAUGCUGUCAUAUGUUGUGGACGUUGGACCAUUUUGAG
Exophiala oligosperma is the source of this 3228-nucleotide messenger RNA. RefSeq lists its product as uncharacterized. The transcript has a single exon. The coding region runs from base 203 to 3001 and encodes 932 amino acids. Gene Ontology annotation, cellular component: mediator complex. The record is from RefSeq and is a predicted model, not a curated record. Gene Ontology annotation, biological process: positive regulation of DNA-templated transcription. Lineage: Eukaryota; Fungi; Ascomycota; Eurotiomycetes; Chaetothyriales; Herpotrichiellaceae.